Lactuca virosa is the source of this 282-nucleotide messenger RNA. NCBI's taxonomy places the organism in Eukaryota, Viridiplantae, Streptophyta, Magnoliopsida, Asterales, Asteraceae. The record is from the annotation of a GenBank genome assembly.
AUGUGUUUGAAGCAAGGAGAGGAUGUGAUAGCUACUUGGUGGAUUUGGAUGGAAGGCAUUGUACCCGCAGGAAGAGUACAAACCACAAGAACUGUAAGGUGUCGUAAGUGCUUUGAGUAUGGAUAUAACCAGAAGGGAUGCAAGAAUGCAACCAUGGAACCAGUUCCUAUGCCACCAAAGAAGAAAGGAAGGUCAAGGAAGGAACAAUGUGAACCCACUCAAGCAUCAGGUGAUAUGCCUGAGAGGCAGGAACCAAUUCUAAAGCCACCAAAGAAGAGAUGA